Talaromyces marneffei is the source of this 1182-nucleotide messenger RNA. RefSeq lists its product as uncharacterized. The record is from RefSeq and is a predicted model, not a curated record. The transcript has 3 exons. Lineage: Eukaryota; Fungi; Ascomycota; Eurotiomycetes; Eurotiales; Trichocomaceae. Bases 1 to 1182 code for a protein of 393 amino acids.
AUGGAGUCAUACACAGCAGCGCGGUUCCAUCUGGAACAAGCCGAGAUUCUAGCCGAUAACUCUUCUUUCUUAAAUAUUGAGACGGUUCAAGCUUUCCUUCUUGUUGCGAGGUUCGAAUUUACUCAUAUCAGCGGACCAAAAGGGCUUCUAACCAUAGCACGUGUUAUGCAGUUGCUAAGCUUGCUGAGAUAUGACGUGCUCGAUCAGACCUCAGCAGAAGGCGAACUAUAUCUAGAUAGCUAUCAGAUGAGGCUGCCACAAAACCAUAGCCCGCGAUGUAUUCAGAUGAUACGGCGGACGUUCUGGAUUGCAUUUGCGAUGCAUUGCAAUGCGGCUGCAAGUUUUUCAUGCUGUAUACCAGUCAAAGACAAUGGGAUCGGCACCGCCAUCCCAAUUCCCAACCCAACAAUAGACUCCGAUUCAAACCAGCACGUCUAUCUUUCCGAAGGAAUUACGAGUACCGUAGCGAAGGGAUUUUCCGUCUUUUCCCUUUUUAUCUUCGCUAUGAAACUUGUCGUUGACGGAGGCCGCCACCACCAAUCGACUGAGAAAUACGUACGGGAUAACGCAUCUGACUAUAAUUUUUGCCUUGUCCACGAGAACAUCGGGAGAGAUAUUGCGAUCAUGUCAAAAUUCCUCUCGGAACAGGAGUUUCUCGAUGGACCAGAGGACGAACUUCGCGUCCUCACUUGUGUCAUAGUCCUAGGCGCUCGAAUAGACUGGCUCAAGACGGCUAUUGUUGGAUCUCAGAAAGCUGCGUUUCUAUGCCCUAUUGCUAAAGAAUACCGCACUUCGUGUGUCGCUGUGACGAAUGCAAUGUGCGACUUUCUUCUUCAGGCUAAUGUUACUGAUGCAAAACAAACAGUCGCAACCGAAAACACCCUUUUACUGACAUGUGUUCUACCUCCCUUGAAGAUCUUCGUCACCAAAGAAAUGUCGCUCUUCAUCAUGCGGCCGUUAGCCUUAGCCGCCGAAAUCCAGCUCGACGCCCUGCAAAACCCACAAGACAUGUGCUAUAAUGCAUUCUCAUCGACGCGCGAAAUACGACAGAACCUCGAACUGUUGUGCAAUAUCAUGGUGGUGUGUAAACCUGCGACUGGGGAGUAUGACCCUAGGAUUCAAGCAUGCGUCGCGUUUUUGGAGAAAACAAAGUUUGAGAGGGUUUAUAUUCGAACCUGCUAG